AAAUCAUAGUUUCUGACAGCGACUAACAAAUCCUAUACUUGUUAUCCCAUGAUGAUUCUCCACAGAAAACAAGCUGUAAAUGUAAAAGCGGGCUAUGUAAAGAUUGGAGACGAAUGCACAUCCAUCUGUGUCGUCAAUAAUCCAUGUAAAGAUUUUGAGAGAUGUACACCAGAAGAUGUUUCUGAAGGCAAUAAGAAUGGAUACAACUGUACGUGUGAAGAUCCGUUCACUGACAAAGAUGGAAAAUGUGAGCUGAAAGAAGAAGACAAAUGUGAUUUAGAUUGUGGUGACGGAGGCACGUGCAUGAAAACUGGCAACGAGAAUAGCUGUAAAUGUAAAUUAGGGUAUAUUCUAGAACAGAAAGACGGAAAUCAAAGCUGUGUUCAAUACUGCGGAAGUCAAAAGUGGAAUGAAGACAACGAAGACAAAAGCUUAUGUCCCGGGGACUGUAAAUCAACUGAAACUGGUUUUCAAUGUGUGUGUGAAGGAAAGUACGAACUGGAUCAAGAAAGCGGCCGUUGUAAAAUAAAACCGUUGUGUGACGAAGACAACGACGGAUACCGGAACUGCAGUGGAAAAAAUGCUCUAUGUAAAAUUAACGAAGAUGAAGAGUUAGGCUACGAAUGUGAAUGUCCUGUAGGUACAGAAGAGGUCAAUGAUGGAAAGUGUGUGUCUUUAUCUUAAAUUGCAAAAUAUACAGACAA
This is a messenger RNA of Limulus polyphemus (Atlantic horseshoe crab), 704 nucleotides long. Its product is annotated as 25 kDa ookinete surface antigen-like. The record is from RefSeq and is a predicted model, not a curated record. Lineage: Eukaryota; Metazoa; Arthropoda; Merostomata; Xiphosura; Limulidae. Bases 49 to 684 code for a protein of 211 amino acids. The transcript is spliced from 7 exons.